GCUCUCUCAAUAAUUGAAAAAAUAAACAUCCCUUCAGUCUGGGCUUUCUUACAUUAAUUCUGGACUAAAAGCCCAACUUUCAAUACAAAUUCAUAAAUUCGGGAGUUUCUGGCAAACACUCACAGGGUGUCCAUCGUUUCCACUUCGCGUUUAACACUUUCCAUUCCCCAGUCGGCUAAUCCAACGGACCCAGUUCUUCUUAUCCUGCUCUGCUAGUGCUUAAAUAGUCCUGUGAAAUUAUUUCUUAUGAACAGAUUUUACCACUUGGAAUGUUACAAAACUGCAGUCAAAAUGGCACAAGCCUCAUAUUGUGGGCACCCCUCUGCACAGGCUGGAAGCUGCCUUUUAACUCACCAAAUCCAGGUACCAAUCCUGUUUCUGCUCUUCUUACACACAGAUUUAUUUCAAAUUCAAAUUCCCAGUUGUUGUUCUGUCUUUUUAGUAACACUUUUAAUGAAGAAUCUGCAUGAAUAGCUUACCAGAGUUAAUUGACAACUUGCAACCCAAAAAUGGAUUCAGAAUUUAGCUCUGUUUUUCUGCACUGAGGGGACCCUAAAAGGAAAGAUAGUAAAUUGCCUUAUUUUCUAAAGAGUGAUUGAUUGAGUUCUAUAAAAGGUUAAAACCUAAGAUUAUACUAAGGCAGAAAAGAGAAGAAAAUGGGUAGGGUCAAGUUGCAGCUGAAGAAAAUUGAGAACAAAGCAUACAAGCACAUAACCUUUGCCAAAAGGAGAAAUGGCCUUGUCAAGAAAGCCUAUGAACUUUCAACUCUAUGUGAUGUGGAGGUUGCUCUAAUCAUUUUUUCCCCAGCCGGAAAUCUCACUCUUUUUGAGGGAAAGAAAAGGGUAGAAGAGGUUCUGUCGCAUUUUAUCCAAACCCCUGCAAAGAAGCGCGGAUGCCUGCCAAAUCAAGAGUUAAGGCAAAUCAUUUCUCAGCUGAACCUCGAAGCUAGUGUCUACUGUCACAACACAACUUUCUCAGGCAAUUGCGGUAGAACCAUUGGAAUUGUGAGUGUUGAUUCUGAAUUGGAGGAUGUUCAGAACCAAAUCCUUAUUUGCAAUUCCCAGCUGCAGGAUGUGGAGAGGGAACUGCAGUACUUUGUAAAAAGUCCUAGCUGCAUCAAAUCAUUGAGUGAUUUGGAAUACCAUGAGAAGAUCUUGGAAGACACACUGCAAGUUGUCCGUAUGCACAAGGAAGCUUUAGAAGCACAUAACAGUAUCCUUCUAACUCUUGAGGAACCAAUUUAUCCACCCUCUUCAUGUUCCUUCGAUUCCUCAUUGUACUUUGGGAGUUACAACUUGAUGAAUUGGCCUUCGCAGGACAAUCACCAACUUCCAAAGAAUUUUGCCCAUACAAAUGGCUUUCAGCCUCUAAGAAAUGGACCAGAAACUUUGGUUGGACCGCCCCCAUCCUCAUUAACAUACCUUCAAGGGCAUGGAUUCCUGUGUGGACCUGAAUUGAACUAUAUGCCUGAUCAGGUUACUGCCAAUGAGCAAAAGCCGGGGUCUAGAAUUGUCAAUUUCUCUCCAGGGAUGGAAAUCAGGCAACAGGCAACCGCGGUUAGCAGUACCAUAGUGCGGAACAUGGGUUGCAAUGACAGUAACUCAAACCUUUGACUCUGGUUUCUGGUCUUUCCCCAUGAUCUGUGGGCCGGACAAGGUGAAUCUUAUUGCAAAUCAAAACUUAAAUUUUAAAUUAGCUUUACCUUUAUUGUCUGGUUGGAAACUUCGGUGCAAUGAAUCAGUGAUGCAUUUUACAGUGGAUUUCUGCAAUAGCAAUGUAGCAUGAUUUUGCUUUUUUCCGUGUUCAAACUUGGAAUGGUACAAUAUUU
Molecule: messenger RNA, 1828 nt
Organism: Rubroshorea leprosula
Lineage: Eukaryota; Viridiplantae; Streptophyta; Magnoliopsida; Malvales; Dipterocarpaceae
Source: the annotation of a GenBank genome assembly